GCGUUUCGAGAGGCGGCCCAGCCUCGCUCCGUACUUCUCCGCCGCAGGGGCCACGCAUGCUCUUUAGCGGCCCUGCCGAACAUGGCCUUGUGCUGGACUUUUGCGCUAAGGCGCAAAGAGGGAGCCAAGUUGCUGCUCCUCUUGCGCGGGGCGCAAGGAAGCUCUCCUCGCAGUCGGAGCAGCAGCGCUGCCGCCGUAGCCGGGUCCCCCCCCGGAGACCACCUAAUAUACACGCAGGAGCAUUUCGCCUUGAGGGCGUCUCUGAGAAAGAUUAUUGACAAAGAAAUCAACCCAUUUGUGGACAAAUGGGAAGAAGAAGGACAGUUUCCAGCACACCAGGUUUUUAAGAUUCUGGGGAAAGCUGGAUUCCUUGGAGUGAAUAAGCCAACUGAAUAUGGUGGCCUCGGCCUGGACUUCUCAUACAGUAUUGCAGUGGCUGAAGAACUGGGAAAUAUUCGCUGUGGAGGGGUUCCCAUGGCGAUUGGAGUACAAGCUGACAUGGCGACACCUGCCCUUGCAAGAUUUGGAUCUGAGGAGCUGAAAAGAGAAUUCCUUGCCCCAAGUAUAGCUGGAGAUGUUGUGGCUUGCUUAGGAGUCAGUGAACCUGGUGCAGGCUCAGAUGUUGCAAGCAUCAAGACAAAGGCUGUAAGAAAAGGAGACGACUAUGUUGUAAAUGGUGGCAAAAUGUGGAUUACAUCUGGAUGUCAGGCAGAUUGGAUGUGCUUGCUGGCCAACACGAGCGACGGACCACCUCACAGAAACAAAUCUCUUCUGUGUCUGCCGAUGAAACUACCUGGUGUUCACAUUGCUAAAAAAAUCGACAAGAUGGGCAUGCGGUCAUCCGACACGGCACAAAUCUUUUUUGAAGAUGUCAGAGUUCCCAGAAAAUACCUCAUUGGGGAGGAAGGAAUGGGCUUUACGUAUCAGAUGUUGCAAUUCCAAGAGGAGCGAAUGUGGGGAGUAGCCAACAUUUUGAUGCCACUGGAAAAUGUGAUACAAGAGACAGUUGAUUAUACUCGCCAGCGUAAGGCAUUCAACCAGCCAAUACUUCAUAACCAAACAGUGCACUUUCGCCUGGCAGAAUUAGCAACGGAGGUGGAACUCCUUCGAUCUUUACUCUAUCGGGCUAUUGCUCUGUAUAUCUGUGGCAAUGAUGUGACCAAAUUUGCAUCCAUGGCUAAAUUAAAGGCAGGGCGUCUAGCUCGGGAAUUAACAGAUAGUUGUCUCCAGUUCUGGGGAGGAAUGGGGUUCACUAAUGAGGUGCUGGUGAGCAGACUCUACAGAGACUCUAGAUUGCUCUCCAUAGGAGCAGGUGCUGAUGAGGUCAUGCUUUCUAUUAUAUGCAAGUACAUGGACAUCUUACCAAAGAAGUAACUCCCAGGACUCCUGCUGAUCUCUGCUUACAUUUCUGUUAGCUGAAUUGGGUAUUCUGUAAGUGAGGAAAAAAUCUAUUCUAAGAGUUACUUACCUUGAAUGAUCUUAACAUUCAUGUUGCUGGGAUUGUGCCUUAUAUGGUGAUACCAUACCUAAUAAUUGCCAGAAACAAACGUGCAACCUUAUUUUACCUCAAAUAUUAUAUGGCAUGACCUAUGCUCACUCUUUCUCUGGUUGGGCAGAGAGAUGGACUACUUCUCUGGUUAUUCUUACAAAGCUAAAACAUUUUAAUUAUGUCACAAAAACCAGAGCUUUGAGCAGUAGCUUCUGGUAAAGAUUGCUUGAGCCACACAGCUUCUGCACACUUGCCAAACAAUGUAAAAUUAUUUACUUUUCCACCAGAAAGUUUUUUCUGGGCCUGCUUUUAAUUGCUGUAGAAGUACAAUUGUUGAUUAUUUGCUUUUAAAUUCCAUAUAAUAGAAGAACCUCAUCAUGUGUCAAGAAGAACUUCAAAUACCAAUAGAGUCUCUUAAAUGCCUGUGUGAAUCCUCUCUGCUCAAAGGAAAGCUUCUGGCAAUUCCUCAAUUGGAAUAGCAAAGUAUUGAUUGCACACCUUUGUGUGUGCACAGCACAUAUCUAGGCUGCUCCAGAGUAAUUGUUUAGGUUUAUUGUUAGUGUAGCCGUUUUCAGCAAGGAGGCAAUUAAAAUGGGUAAUUCACAGAACAUGUUACAAAGCAAACCCCCUAAAAUUCUAUCUGGUUGGCUAAAUUAGUGUAAUUUGUUAACGCAUCUGACAAUCAAGAAGUGGUAAUUGACUUUGCAAUAAGUUGCAAACAGUGGCUCUGUACUAAGCUGAAUAAAAAAUAUUUUUAAAUUUUGAAGAA
This is a messenger RNA of Zootoca vivipara (common lizard), 2258 nucleotides long. RefSeq names its product putative acyl-CoA dehydrogenase 6. Gene Ontology annotation, cellular component: cytoplasm. Gene Ontology annotation, biological process: fatty acid beta-oxidation using acyl-CoA dehydrogenase. Lineage: Eukaryota; Metazoa; Chordata; Lepidosauria; Squamata; Lacertidae. Gene Ontology annotation, molecular function: acyl-CoA dehydrogenase activity; flavin adenine dinucleotide binding. The record is from RefSeq and is a predicted model, not a curated record.